AUGGGGAUGUGGCUUGAAGAAGGUAUCGGAGAAGGUCGCCUAGUCAAAGAAGCCAGUUCAUCACUAUCUAGUGGUGGCAUCAAAAGAUUUGGUAGUAGCUUUGCCAAGAAAAAGGAAGAAACUAUGAGUGCCAUCUCAAGAGGAAGAAAAAGACGGUAUCAACCACAACAAAUUGCUAUUGUAACUCCAGUUUUUAGCCAAGCUCCGCCUCAGAAUGUGCAGAAGCCUCAGCCUCAACAGCCUCGACAACAGGCUCCUCAACAAAAUCAACAAAGGAAACAUCCGCCUUUUGAUCCUAUUCCGAUGACUUAUACAAAAUUACUUCCUUUGCUAGUUCAGAAGAAUCUAGUUCAACUGAGGGAUCCUCCUCCUCUUGCUAAUCCACCAUUUUGGUACAAGGCGGAUGCUCGCUAUGCUUUCCACAAGAAUGCUCCUGGUCAUACUGUGGAAAAUUGUGACCCUGUCAUGAAUGAAGUACAGAAACUGGUCCGAAGCAAUAUGAUCACCUUCAAAGAUGUCAAUCCUAUUGUUCAAGUUAAUUCACUGCCCAACCGUGAGACUGUCAAUGCAAUCCAGACUCAAUCCAGUUAUGAAUACAUACAUGAUGUUCGUGAAUCAACUCGAUCUUUGGUGCAAAUGCACAUUGUAUUCUGUGGACUCAAUUGUUUUCCUCCUCAUAAUUACAGUGCUUGUUCAAUUUGUUCAAACUCCAUUCACGGAUAUGGAACUGUAAUCGAGGAUCUUCAGAAACUGUUGGAUAGAGGAAUCAUCAGUAUAUCAAGAAAGAAGAGAAAUGAAGAAGCUCAUUUUGUUAAUAUGGUGCAUAGAUGCCCUAGAAGAAUUUGUUUUGUAAAUUCCCGAGGUUGUUUUCAAGUCAGAGGAGAAAUUCAAAAGAUGUUGGAUGAGAGGACUCUCCACAUUACCUAUGAAAGAGAUUAUGACAACAUUAAUAUGGUGAUUGCUGAGUUCCCAGUCCCCGAAGUUAUGGAGAUGUCUUAUGAUAGUCAAAACAUGGCUGUCAUUCCUCUCACAAUUCAAAUGUCAAAGCCAUUUCCUUACAACUCAACUACUACUAUUCCUUGGAGAUAUGGUGCUACUAUCAUAACAGGGGAAGAAGAAGUUCGUUCUGGUCCUGAGACUACUAUUGUGAACAUUGCUGAUACGAGCCGUAUGACUCGAAGCAGCCGUUUGUUUGCACCAAUUCCUCAUAAGCCAAGAAAUAAUUUGUCUGUACAAAUCCCUCCUCAGAAGGAUGUGCCUAGGAAGGAGCCUAUUAUUACGGAGCCUAUCUUUGAGACUAAAGGCAAUGAUGUAGAAGAGUUCCUGAAUCUAAUUAAGAAGAGGGACUACAUGGUGGUUGACCAGCUCCUUCAGACACAAUCAAAGAUAUCCCUGUUGGCCCUAUUGGUACAUUCAAAAGCUCAUUGGAUUGCACUAAUGAAGGUUCUAAAGCAAGCCUACAUUGAACAAGAUGCAACCCUCGAGCAGUUUGAUAAUGUUGUUUCCAACAUCACCGUCAACAAUGUAUUGAGCUUUAGUAAAGAGGAACUUCCCCUAGAAGAACUGGAGCACAAUCAUGCCCUACACAUCAACAUGAAAUGUGGAGAAGAUACCCUGACAAAUGUGCUAGUUGAUACAGGUUCAUCCUUGAAUGUCACGCCCAGAAGCACCUUAGAAAGACUGUCCUAUCAAGGGGCAACUAUAAGGCUGAAUGGGAUUAUUGUGAAAGCCUUUGAUGGUUCAAAGUGCACUAUAAUAGAUAUUUCUCCCGCUUACAACUGUUUGUUGGGAAGACCCUGGAUCUAUAGUGCUGGAGCUGUCACUUCCACCCUUCAUCAGAUGCUGAAGUUUGCUGUGAAAGACAAGUUGAUUACUGUUUAUGGAGAAUAA
Vicia villosa (hairy vetch) is the source of this 1890-nucleotide messenger RNA. RefSeq lists its product as uncharacterized. NCBI's taxonomy places the organism in Eukaryota, Viridiplantae, Streptophyta, Magnoliopsida, Fabales, Fabaceae. The transcript has 3 exons. The record is from RefSeq and is a predicted model, not a curated record. Gene Ontology annotation, biological process: proteolysis. The coding region runs from base 1 to 1890 and encodes 629 amino acids. Gene Ontology annotation, molecular function: aspartic-type endopeptidase activity.